Rodentolepis nana is the source of this 2748-nucleotide messenger RNA. The record is from the annotation of a GenBank genome assembly. Lineage: Eukaryota; Metazoa; Platyhelminthes; Cestoda; Cyclophyllidea; Hymenolepididae.
GAAGACCCUUCGUCCCGUCGUAAUCAAGGGUCAAGAGAAGAAGGUAGUGACGAUGAAGGGAACAUUGGAGCAGGCUCAGAUAUUGAAAAUGCCCCUUUUGAAGAUGAAUCCGCUGCGAUUCUCGGAGAUGAUAUGGAUGAUGUUCAGGAAGAGAGUGAGGGAGAAGACCUAUUCCGAGAUGACAUGGAAAGGGAUUAUCGUCCUAUCCCCGAACUCGACGUCUAUGAGCCCGAAGGAUUGGCCAGCUCUGGCGACUAUCCAAGCUUGUCACCGACAGCGCGGGCUGAAGCGGAGCGUGAAAUGCGAGAAAGAGAUCGGGCUGAAGGUUUAGCCGCUGGUGAUCUUCGUCGUGGAAUAGUUGCUGAUUUAUACGGCUUGGGCGAAGAGGAAGAAGAGGUGCCAACAAGACGACGCCGACUUGCAGAAAGAGUAGCUGCUGGUCUUGAUUUGGAAGAGCCCGAUGAAGUCCUAGAAAGUAUUGAGAACCUGGAAGACAUGCACGGCAUGUCCGUUGUCGAGUGGGUCCAGCAACCUGCCACUCGUUUGGAAAUAAAAAAUCGUUUCAAGUCCUUCCUUCGCACCUUCCUAGACGAAAAAGGUACCAAUGUCUACGCUGAUCGUAUUGUUCAAAUGGCUCGUGAUAACAAACAAAGCUUGACACUUGAUUAUCAACAUCUUGCAUCAUCGGAACAAGUUCUUGCGUACUUUUUACCGGAAGCGCCUUUCCAAAUGCUCGAAAUGUUCAACGAAUCCGCUCUGGAAGUCACGCUGGGCAGAUAUCCUCGUUAUGAAAAGAUUAGCGACCGUGUCAACGUCCGUGUUGUUGAUUUGCCUCUUAUUGAGGAGUUGCGCAGUUUGAGACACAUCCACUUGAAUCAAUUGAUAAGAACCAGUGGAGUGGUUACCAGUGCGACUAGUGUUAUGCCACAGUUGAGUGUUGUCAGAUAUAAUUGUGUCAAAUGCUCCUGUGUUCUCGGACCCUUUGUUCAAAGUCAGGGUGGAUCUGAAGUGAAACCCACUCUAUGUUCUGACUGUCAGUCCACUGGCCCGUUUGAGAUCAAUUUGGAGAAGACUAUCUACAAAAACUACCAAAGAAUCACAGUUCAAGAAAGCCCUGGGAAAGUUCCGCCUGGUCGACUUCCAAGAUCGAAGGAUGCGAUUUUGGUUGACGACUUGGUUGAUAGCUGCAAACCUGGUGAUGAAAUUGAACUCACAGGUAUUUAUACAAAUAGCUAUAGCGGUUCCCUCAAUGUUCAGACUGGCUUUCCAGUCUUCUCCACCGUUAUUCUCGCCAACAAUGUUUUACGAAAGGAGGACAAACUCAUCUUGAGUAGCCUUACGGACGAAGAUGUCAAAACCAUUCUCGCGCUGUCUCGCGACGAACGUGUCGCUGAUCGCAUCUUUGCCUCCAUUGCACCAAGUAUCUUUGGUCAUGAAGAUAUCAAGAGGGGUAUUGCUCUGGCCCUCUUUGGUGGUGAAUUCAAGAACCCAGGUGACAAGCAUAGACUCCGUGGUGAUAUUAACGUCCUAUUGUGUGGAGAUCCCGGUACGGCCAAGUCGCAGUUCCUCAAGUUUGUGGAACAGUUGGCACCUCGAUGCGUGUUCACUACAGGUCAAGGUGCUAGCGCCGUGGGUUUGACAGCGUAUGUGACGCGAAAUCCCAUGUCAAAGGAGUGGACUUUGGAGGCUGGCGCUUUGGUGCUGUCGGACAAGGGUGUCUGUCUUAUUGACGAGUUUGACAAGAUGAACGAUCAAGAUCGGACCUCCAUUCACGAAGCCAUGGAACAGCAGAGUAUUUCAAUCAGCAAGGCGGGUAUUGUGACAAGCCUACAGGCCCGUUGUACCAUAAUCGCCGCAGCCAACCCCAUUGGCGGUCGUUAUGAUCCCAGUCUGACCUUCGCCGACAAUGUGGAUCUUAGCGAACCUAUCCUCAGUCGUUUCGAUGUGCUCUGCGUGGUGAGAGACACCGUGGAUUCGGUGCAAGAUGAAAUGCUCUCAAAGUUUGUCGUGGGAAGCCAUAUGAGACAUCAUCCGAAUAUAUCUGCAGAUGAGUCCAAGGAACUUGUUGAAAAGUUGGCUAGCAUGGGGGCAACUUCGUCCAGUGCUGAAGCCAAUGGUGGGGACAUAGAACCGCUAUCGCAGGAUCUGCUGAAGAAGUACAUCCUCUACGCCAAGGACCGAAUUCAUCCCAAACUUAACCAGAUGGACCAAGAUAAGGUGGCUAGGGCCUACGCCGACUUGCGCCGUGAAUCCUCCAGCACAGGCAGCGUUGCUAUAACUGUUCGUCAGAUUGAAUCCACUGUGCGCUUGGCUGAAGCUCACGCCCGAAUGCAUCUCCGUGAAUACGUCAAUGACGAUGAUGUCAAUAUGGCUCUGAGAAUUGUGCUCGAGUCAUUCGUCGCUACACAGAAGUAUGGUGUCAUGAAGAGCAUGCGUCAGAAAUUCUCGCGUUAUCUCAGCUACCGUCGUGACAACCAAGAAUUGCUUCUCUUCCUUCUCAAACAACUCAUCCACGAACGCUCUGCUUUCGCUCGCUCCCGUCAAGCAGCUUUGUCCAGCACUGCAGAAAUCGAAGGUGAAAGUGCUCCAACUCCUAGUCUUCAGGUUGAAGUUUCUGAGAAGGAAUUCGCUGACAGGGCUCGCCAAGUUAACAUCCAAUCGAUUCGUGGGUUCCUCACAAGUGAACUCUUCACUGCACAUCGCUUUAGCUAUGAUUCAAACCGAAAGGUCAUCGUUCAUAGCAUUUAG